UGGAGGAGGCGCGCUCGGCGCAGUCUGGGAGCGAAGUCCGGAGCGCGGGGCCCCUGUGCCGCCGCCGCCCCCUCCUGCCACCCUUCCAGCCAGGGAGCCCGCAGCGCCGGCGGCGGCCGCCGAUGGAGUUCACUUGAGCUGUGAGCCGGCGGGAGAGGCAGGCGCCUGCGAGCGGAGCGCGGGCCGGAGCCGAGGCAGCCCCAGGCGCUACCCGCCCGCCGGCGAGCUCCGGCCAGGAGGCACUGCCGGCCCCGGUCAGCCCGCCCGGCGCCCCGGCCGCUGCAGCGCCUCCCGCGCCGUGCGCCGGCGAGAUCGGCUAAAAAUAAAGACUCCCGGAGCGUCUCCCUGCAGCGCCGCGGCGGCGGCGGGACCAGGACCGGUCGGCCCGCGGCGCUGCUGGAGAGGCGGGACCGGCAGUCGGGGAGCCCGAGGCGGCCGCCGGGGAGAAGCCGCCGCCGCCGCCGCCGCCGCCGCGGUGCGCCCUCCUCCUCCUCCUCCCUCUCCCUCCUCCCUCCCUCUGCACAUGGUCUCCUUUGUCCUGUCGCCGCCGCCGCCGCCUCGCUCUUAGCUCCGCGCGCCGCAGCCGCGGCUUGGGCCGCUCCUCUCCGCCUCGCCCGCCCGCUGGCCCGCCCGGGACGCUCCUCGAGUCCCCGCCGUGCCCGGCCGGCCCCGCGCGCCGCAGGAGCGGCGGGGAGGCAGCGGGCGAGCGCGGGCCGGGCGCCCUCGACGGGCGCGCUCCCUCCCACCGCCCGCCCGGCCUCGGCGGCGCUGGAUGUGUGCGCGGCGCUGGCUCUCGGCCGCCCCGAAGCUGCCGCUCUUCUCUCGUCCGGAUUGGGUUCGCGUGCAUCCGCUUUCGGACUUUCGCAAGGAAAGGAGAGACUUGCGGACGGAGCCUGGUCGGAGUUGGGCGUUUUCUCUUCGUGGGUUUGGCUGGUUUUUCCCCUGGUCUCUGACGAUCCCCCAUCGUGAGCCCUGCUAAGGAACCAAACCAUGAACUUGGGGCUGACAGGACCGCUUAACCCUUUGCGACCAGAUGUAGCCACUUCACUCCCUCACCCUCCAGAAGCGAGCAAGGGGGGUGAAACGAAAUGGCGAGCAAAAUCUGAAGGUCCUUAGCGAGUGAAGGAGUGAAGGGAAAGCUCCGCUCGCCUGCUAAUUCGACUCACCACGUUUCCAUUAGCACUUCCUGAUAAAAAAGAAAAACAGAGCCAGGAAAAUGGUCCAGGCAUCAGAUGCCAGCUCUGAAAAACUCUUCAAUACUGUUAUUGUAAACAAAGAUCCGGAGUUAGGUGUUGGCACGCUACCCGAACAUGACAGCCAGGAUGCAGGGCCGAUUGUCCCCAAGAUAUCCGGUCUAGAGAGAAGCCAGGAGAAGAGCCAGGACUGUUGCAAAGAGCCGAUCUUUGAGCCCGUGGUGCUUAAAGACCCCUGCCCUCAGGUCCCACAGUCAUUCCCCCAGCCCCAGGUGGAGCCCCAGCCUCGAGCUCCUUCUCCGGACCCUGACUUGGUGCAACGCACAGAGGCCCCGCCUCAGCCCCCACGUCCAAGCACACAGCCGUCACAGGCGCCCCCAGAAGCCCAGCUUCAGCCUGCCCCGCAGCCUCAGGUACAGAGGCCACCCAGGCCACAGUCCCCCACCCACCUGCUCCAUCAGAGUCUCCCGCCUGUGCAGGCCCACCCCUCGUCUCAGAGCCUCUCCCAGCCAUUGUCAGCCUACAACAGCAGUAGCUUAAGCCUCAACAGUUUAAGCAGUAGCAGAAGCAGCACUCCAGCGAAGACUCAACCCGCCCCUCCUCACAUCUCCCACCACCCCUCGGCCUCCCCAUUCCCCCUCUCACUGCCCAACCACAGCCCCCUGCACAGCUUCACGCCCACCCUCCAGCCUCCCGCACACUCACAUCACCCCAAUAUGUUUGCCCCUCCCACUGCUUUGCCUCCUCCACCACCUCUGACAUCAGGGAGUCUGCAGGUCCCCGGACACCCGGCCGGGAGCACUUACUCAGAGCAAGACAUCCUGCGACAGGAACUGAAUACACGUUUUUUGGCCUCUCAGAGUGCUGACCGUGGGGCUUCCCUGGGCCCUCCGCCCUACCUGCGGACCGAGUUCCACCAGCACCAGCACCAGCACCAGCACACACACCAGCACACGCACCAGCACACCUUCACGCCGUUUCCCCACGCCAUCCCCCCCACCGCCAUCAUGCCGACGCCAGCACCUCCCAUGGUGCGUACCCCAGGCAGAAAUUUUGACAAAUACCCUACAAAAGUUGACCCAUUCUACCGGCACAGUCUCUUCCAUUCCUACCCUCCUGCAGUAUCGGGCAUUCCCCCUAUGAUUCCACCCACUGGCCCUUUUGGUUCACUACAAGGAGCAUUUCAGCCGAAGACAUCCAACCCUAUCGAUGUUGCCGCUCGACCUGGGACAGUCCCACACACUCUACUCCAAAAGGACCCGAGGUUGACAGAUCCUUUCAGACCUAUGUUAAGGAAACCAGGGAAGUGGUGUGCUAUGCAUGUUCACAUUGCCUGGCAGAUCUACCACCACCAACAGAAAGUCAAGAAACAGAUGCAGUCAGACCCACAUAAGCUGGACUUUGGACUGAAACCUGAGUUCCUGAGCCGUCCUCCAGGCCCCAGUCUCUUUGGAGCCAUCCACCACCCCCAUGACCUGGCACGGCCUUCGACUUUGUUCUCUGCCGCUGGUGCUGCACACCCAACCGGGACCCCUUUUGGGCCGCCUCCUCAUCACAGCAACUUCCUUAACCCUGCUGCCCACCUAGAGCCUUUUAAUCGGCCGUCUACGUUCACUGGCCUAGCAGCUGUUGGUGGCAAUGCCUUCGGGGGACUUGGAAAUCCUUCAGUUACACCCAACUCAAUGUUCGGCCACAAGGAUGGCCCCAGUGUGCAGAACUUUAGCAACCCUCACGAACCCUGGAACCGGCUGCACCGAACGCCUCCGUCGUUCCCGACCCCUCCGCCCUGGCUGAAGCCAGGGGAGCUGGAGCGUAGCGCGUCCGCUGCAGCUCAUGACAGAGAUAGAGAUGUAGAUAAACGAGACUCAUCCGUUAGUAAAGAUGACAAAGAAAGGGAAAGCGUUGAGAAGAGACACUCCAGCCACCCUUCACCAGCACCUGUCCUCCCGGUGAGCACCCUGGGACAUAACCGCAGCUCCACUGAACAGAUCAGGGGUCAUUUGAACACUGAGGCUCGAGAGAAAGACAAAUCCAAAGAGAGGGAGAGAGACCACUCGGAAUCCCGUAAGGACCUGACCGCUGACGAGCACAAGGCGAAGGAGGGCCACCUGCCCGAGAAGGACGGCCAUGGCCACGAGGGGCGAGCCGUGGGCGAAGAGGCCAAGCAGCUGGCCCGGGUGCCAUCACCCUACGUGCGGACCCCUGUCGUGGAGAGUACCAGGCCCAACAGCACCUCGAGCCGCGAGGCUGAGCAGCGCAAGAGCGAGCCGGCCUACGAGAAUCCCAAGAAGGGCUCAGAGGUCAAGGUGAAGGAGGAGCGUAAGGAAGACCACGACCUGCCUCCGGAGGCCCCACAGACCCACCGGUCUUCAGAGCCGCCUCCUCCAAACUCCUCGUCCAGUGUGCACCCGGGGCCCUUGGCCUCGAUGCCCAUGACGGUGGGGGUGACAGGCAUUCACCCCAUGAACAGCAUCAGCAGCCUGGACAGGACUCGCAUGAUGACUCCUUUCAUGGGCAUCAGUCCCAUCCCCGGGGGAGAGCGGUUUCCGUAUCCUUCUUUCCAUUGGGACCCCAUACGGGACCCUUUGAGGGAUCCCUACCGAGAACUUGACAUUCAUCGGAGAGACCCGCUGGGCAGGGACUUUCUGCUGAGGAACGACCCUCUCCACCGUCUCUCGACUCCCCGGCUGUACGAAGCUGAUCGCUCCUUCAGGGACAGGGAGCCUCAUGACUAUAACCACCACCACCACCACCACCACCACCCUCUGUCUGUGGACCCUCGGCGGGAACACGAGCGAGGGAGUCACCUGGAUGAGCGGGAGCGCUUGCACAUGCUCAGAGAGGACUAUGAGCACACGCGGCUCCAUUCCGUCCACCCGGCCUCCCUCGAUGGACACCUCCCCCACCCCAGCCUCAUCACCCCGGGACUCCCCAGCAUGCACUACCCCAGAAUCAGCCCCACCACGGGGCACCAGAACGGACUCCUCAACAAGACCCCGCCCACAGCAGCGCUGAGCGCGCCUCCCCCCCUCAUUUCCACGCUGGGGGGCCGCCCAGUCUCUCCCAGAAGGACUACUCCUCUGUCCGCAGAGAUCAGGGAGAGGCCCCCUUCCCACACUCUGAAGGAUAUUGAAGCUCGAUAAGGAGAGCAUAGGACACGGAAGAGGAAGAAGACCCUACAACCACACUGCGCCAGGCCUUGACCAGAGGGUGGGCGAGUGAGUGAACUCCUGCUUCCUUAACACAGACUGGGGGGGUGAGAGGCCCCCAACUCUUCCCUUGUAAAAAAUGUAUAGACUCAGUGCCGAUUUUGAAAUGUUUUUGUAUAUUAUAUGUUGAAAUUUUUCAGAUCUUUUAGCCAAGUCAUAUGUCCUCAUGUCUCCUCCUCUUUUGGUUUCUCGUAUAAACCUUUUUGAUCUGAACCAAAACAGUGAAGAUGACAACACACACCACUUUGGUGAUAACGGGGGGAAAAAAACAACAGUCCACACAAUCCGUCGGGCAAAGCUCUUUCAGAUUAGAAGGGAAGGCCGUGUACAUAGUUAUGUAAAAAAAGAUUGCUUCAUGAGCUAAUGGUUCAUAUAUGCAAAAGGGUAAGACGAAAGCUUUACUUUGUACAAAUGUAAAUAGAUAAAGAUUAAGUAACAUAAUACAUUAAUACUUCUUAAAAAUGUGCUAUUUGCAAACUUAAUAUCAGUGAACACGGUCGGCUGUGGCUGUGUUCCCAUAUAUUGUUAUAGACAGCUAAACCCUUCAACUAUGCAAUGAAUGUUAGGGCUUUUCACAAAAGCCCGCCUAACUCAAAGGAGCCUUUUCAAAUCCAUUUACAACAUACUUAAGGUCAUAUUUUCCCUGAACAAGCGCUUACGUGAUAUGACUCUGUUUUCCUUACUUGUUUUUUCAAACGGAGAAACAUCCUGUUUUGCAAAUUGGACCCCAGGCUGAAACUUUGCAUCUGAAGUUGCUGCUUGUGGGCUCUGGGGGGAGAGUGCAGCCCCAGGAAGGUAACUGAGGACAUGAGCAACCAGUGCCAGGGAGGAUGGGAGUUGUCAGAUGCCAGAAUCAGGGGACACAGGUCGCAGCAUCUCGUCACCAUCAGUCACGUGAUCUCACACCUCAUGUGGGAACCGUGCAUUUUUAGCGUGUCCUCUUUCAUAUCUGGACACUCCUCCUCAUUUUGUAGUGGGAUUUAAUUACACCCAAACAGAUCCUGAAAGAAAGCUUCAAGUUUUCUCAGAUGAUGGAUAUGUUUUCACUGUAUUCAGUAGCUGAUGAAUUUAAGGUACACAUUUCCUAAGGUGACUCACUGUAUUCCAGUUGGGAAGAAGGUCUGGGAAUAGCCGUGACAGGUCAGCCUUGUGGAGCCGUGGAGAGUUACAAAGGGUGAGAGGUGGCAGAGACAAAGUCUUGUGUGUGCGUGUGUUUUUAAGUUUGCAUCAAUCUUAAUGUCUCUUCAUAAUACUUUUAUAAUACAUUAAGCCUCUUGUCUACAUAUUUGGAGAGAAUAUGACUUUACUAGCAGAGAAAUACAAUAUAUCUUGUCUACUGGACUGUAAAAUAUAUGUAUCAAAUAAAAUUAGUUCCAUUUGGUCUUCUAGUAUAUUAAAGUGCUAUCUGACGUUGUUAUCCUGUUUUUGCAAAAAAAAAAAAAAGUUAACUACAGACCAUCGUUUCUAAUAAGCAGAGAGAUCUAUUUUAGUAGUAAACUGAAGGUUUAGUUGUGAGCUUCAGAUUUUGUGAACUCCAGAUGUUGUGCAGUGUUUUUUUUUUUUUUUAAGACAACAACUAAAAAGAAAAAAAAAUCCAAGGAAUAUGUACACUGGAACUGUAGUGGUAGCUUUCAGUAUUGUAAAGAGAUUGUUCUAUACAGACCUUUUUGCUGUUUAUCCUGUAUGUAAUAAAGUCCUUUCUAGAUCCUAUGUGGAAAGAAAAGUGAAGCGACUGAAUCUUCAGCAUGUUCUCAUCGGCGGAGCCUCUUGUGUAAUGUAAACUGUGCCAUGUUAUUAAAAAAUGUGAACUAAGCUUCCAGCUGCUUGUUUGUGUCAGAUGGCCAUCUUUCCCCUAGGGAAGAAGGCGUCCUUGCAAGACCGGGCUCUUGAUAAGAACCGCCU
Messenger RNA from Diceros bicornis minor, 6304 nucleotides. RefSeq names its product activator of transcription and developmental regulator AUTS2 (gene AUTS2). The record is from RefSeq and is a predicted model, not a curated record. The transcript has 16 exons. NCBI's taxonomy places the organism in Eukaryota, Metazoa, Chordata, Mammalia, Perissodactyla, Rhinocerotidae. Bases 1217 to 4336 code for a protein of 1039 amino acids.